CCUAAAAACUGUCAGAGAAACAUAAGCAUGUUGACCUUUGACCCCGAUGGAGACGAUGUUAGAUGUAGAUUUGCCUCCAGCGCCUUGUCAGAGUGUACGGAUUGCACGACUCCGUCUGUCCUCAGCAUCUCAUCUUCCUCUUGUACUUUAUUGUUCAGCUCAUCUGCAAGCAGCAGCCAAGGUUCAUAUGUGGUCCAGAUGGUGAUGGAGGACUUUCCCCUGCAGACCAUCACUCUGACCCAAACUGGUGGUUCUCAGGUGCAGAAAACAACCAGUGAUGCCAUCAGCAAAAUACCCAUCCAGUUCAUUUUAAAAGUGGACGCUGCAGCACCGUCCUGCACAGAAGGUCAAUAUCUGCCCAGGUUCCUGAGUCCAACUCCAAACAACAGAGCUCAGCUCUACACAUCAGUCAAUCAGACGCUGGUGAUCACCAUCAGAGCAGAGGCAGCUCAAGCCACAUUAACUGAGCUCCUGUACAGCGGGCCGUACAACGUAAAUAAGAGUUCAUUGGGAUCAGGAAGCUUCUCUCUGAUGUGGACACCAUCUGCGGCUGAAGGUGGAGAAAGUCACCCCAUCUGUUUUGUUAUCCAGGCAACUUAUACCUACUACAACCAAAUCCCCAACUGCAACUACCCAAUCCCCAACUACCAAAUCCCCAACUACAACAAUCAAAUUCCAAACUACAACAACCCAAUCCCCAACUACAAAAACCCAAUCCCCAAUGACAACAACCCAAUCCCCAAAGACCACAACCCAAUCCCCAAAGGCCACAACCCAAUCACCAACGACUACAAGCCGUUCCCCAACUACAACCCAACCCCAAACUACUACAACCCAACCCCCAACUACUACAACCCAACCCCCAACUACAACAACCCAACUACUACAACCCAACCCCCAACUACAACAACCCAACCCCCAACUACUACAACCCAACCCCCAACUACUACAACCUAA
Molecule: messenger RNA, 957 nt
Organism: Poecilia reticulata (guppy)
Lineage: Eukaryota; Metazoa; Chordata; Actinopteri; Cyprinodontiformes; Poeciliidae
Source: RefSeq, a predicted model, not a curated record